Messenger RNA from Pseudoliparis swirei, 2994 nucleotides. It is a transcript of the gene txndc16, whose product is annotated as thioredoxin domain containing 16. The record is from RefSeq and is a predicted model, not a curated record. The transcript has 21 exons. NCBI's taxonomy places the organism in Eukaryota, Metazoa, Chordata, Actinopteri, Perciformes, Liparidae. The coding region runs from base 374 to 2968 and encodes 864 amino acids.
GACAUAUAUAUAUAUAUAUAUAUAUAUAUAUAUAUAUAUAUAUAUUUUGUAUUCCCGAGUGUUGACGUUAUCUCGCCAAAUGGACGAACACUCCUCGGCAGGAAGCUAGGAUGAACGUGCACCGCAUCCUUCACAACUAAAUAAGCGUCGUUAUUGGGCCUUUCUUCUUGAUAUACGUCUGGGGAAAGAUGUUGCUUUUUAAACCAGCGUCAUAAUGUAAGCUGUCUGCGUUAACCGCGGCGACUACCCGUGGUUUGUAACGUUUGUGCCGCUUGGACAGACACAAGUUGAACUUAAACUCCUCCUCUCAGUCCACUCUCUCCCCUCGGACACCAACGCACGCACACCUACAGAACAGAGCCUCUCCUCCAUCAUGUGGACGUGCAUUGCCGUGUCCCUGCUGUGCAUGGGGUUAGCCGGGUGUAUUGAGAAGGCCGCCACGCCGGCCCUGAUGGAACACACCGCCGCCGACUUCAACGAGAAAUUGCAUUCCGGGAAGACGAUGUUCGUCUAUUUCCAGCAGCAAGUCUCCGACACCGUCUCGCUCUUCCUGAUGGAGCUGGAGCAGUCCGCCGACGCUCUGAAGUAUUAUGGCGUGCUGGUUGGCAAGGUCGACUGCAAUGAAGAGCCGGUUCUCGGGUACUGCACGGAGGAGAAGGCCUUGAACACGGCGUUCCUCUUCAGGGCGGGCAAGGAGUUCCUGGGUUUUAACUUGAACACCGUGUUCAGCGUCAACUCCAUCGUCUCCGAGGUCUUAUUCGCCAUUCUGCGUGAAGAGAUCAAGUACAUCCACACAGAGAGUGACCUGCUGGCCUUGGAGAACGCAGCCAGAGGGAAGAAGGACGUCGCGCUGGGCUACGUCAGCAGUCUGGGAUCACAAGAGCACCGGUCGAUGAUGGAGACGGCGUAUGUGUACGGAUCCAAAUACCAGUUCGGCCUCAUAACCGGAGGCCCGGUUUUGAACCACCUGGGCCUCGAUGAGAAGUCUCCCUCGUCCCAGGUGUGGUUCCUCCACUGCGGAGGAGCUCACAGCGGGUCCAAGGCCUCCGAGCACUGCCCCUCCACCCGCAUGAGCAAACCGCUGUCCACGCUCGGCAUCCACUCCUUCCUGCAGCUCAUGGAGGCUCCGCUUGUGUCUGAAGUCUACGAUGACCCGUCCUCAGUCCAGUCCCCUCAGUUCCCCUACCAGGACACCGCCCAGGUCUUCCUGUUCUCUCGCCCCGCCUCCAAGCGGGAGGACCUGCACGCGGCCACCGCUCUGGCCUGGAGGCUCCGCGGCCUCGCCCUGCUGGUGCUCGUGCACAGGCAGAGUCCUGCGGUGAAGACCCCCGAUCAAUACACAGCUGCUUACAGGCUGCCGGAGAAAGGUUCAGAGGUGCAGUAUUUGAACUCAAACAGCCCCGACGAGCUGCUGGCCCUCAUUAAAGAGGAAGAGGAGGAGGAAAAGCCUCUGAGCACGAAUACGAUCCCGAAUACAGAAUUCCACAACCUGGACGAUGAGAUCUCGGUGUCCACCUUCGAAAACCGGCUCAACUCGCUGGACGAGGACUCGCUCACCCAACUGACCUCCGACAACUUCCACGCCGCGGUGGCUCGAAGCGGCCUGACGGUGGCGCUCUUCCACCUCCCGUGGGAGGCUGUUUCCAAGACCUUCCUCGGCUCGUACAUCGAGGUGGCCGGGAGACUUGCAGGUUCCGAGGUCCAGAUGACCGCGGUCAACUGUGCCGUGUGGACCGACCUCUGCGCCGCCGAGUCGGGCGCCGCCCCCCCGAUCCCGUUCCAGCCGGUCACGGUGUUCCCCACCGUCCUGCUGCUCCGCCCCGGGGAGUCGGCCCAGCACUACGGAGGCAUGCUGGGCGCCGACGCGCUGCAUCGCUUCAUCGCCCUGAGCCUGUCAGCUUCUCCGGCGCUACUGUCCACCCAAGAGGAAGUGACAUCAUUCCUCCAGGAAGUGCCUCACCUCGGGCCAGCGGGACACGCACCCGAUCGAGUCCUGGGGCUGUUUGAGACCGAAGCAGGUGUUCGGGCGUUCGCUGAAGCGGCAAAGUCCUUGAGAGGAGAAGUGCUGACCGCGCUGCUGACCGGCGGGCUGGCAGAGAAGUGGGCGGUGCAGCACAACGUGGCUCUUCCCGCCGUGUUGGCGUUCCCAUCCUGGGGGUCUCCCGCCCGGCCCUCCUCCGCGCUGCCCGCCUCCUCCUCCUCCUCCUCCGAGGAGCUGCUGGCCCGCAUCAGCACCGCGCUGCUGCACCCGCUGCCGGAGCUGACGGUGGAGAACCUGCCGUCCUUCCUCUCCCUGGGCAAAGGCCUCCUCCUCCUCUUUGUGGGAGAGGAGGAGGACGAGAUGGCGAGCAGGCGGAACCAGGCGCUGCUGGAGGAGAUGAGAGGACUGGUGGAGCUGGGGGGCCGGCAGGUGGAGCCGUACCUGGUCUGCUGGAUCCACCUCGGACGCACUCCAGCCGGCCGGUCGGUCCUGGGAUCGUUCCUGGGCUCCACGCCCCCCCUCCCGGCCCUGGUCCUGACCCACCUGCCCACUGGAGGUGAGGUCUACCAGUACCCCCCCAACAGGCCCAUCGUGGCCUCCUCUGUGCUGCAGUGGGUGCAGAGCGUGGAGGACGGGGCCGAUGCUGCAGCAGUCGCACUAAUCGCUCUGCAGUUCCUCUACGUCGGCUUGUUUCUCGAGCAGCUCUAUCAGCGCCCGGACGCGCCGCCGUCUGCAACCAAUCAUCCAACGACGGCCUCACAUCUACAUCAUCUCUCCUGUAUGCAAGGCAAGGCAAGGCAAGGCAUGUUGGGUGGAGACAGCUGGCCUCCCGCUUCCGAGUUGUUGGACUUCCUGAAGAUCAUGGACACGCAGGGCCCCAACAUCCGCCAGCAGGCGGCCCCGAAGCCGACGGAGGAGAGCGGCGCGGCGGGAGGAAAAUCCGCAGCUCCUCCCGCCUCCAUCCAGCACCCUCACACCGAACUGUAGGACGAUUAAACAUGUUUAUCCCUUCA